GUCAUCCAUUAUUAACACCGCUGCUUGUGCCGGCCACGCAACCCGAGCCAUUUUCAAACACUCCCAGCAGCUUUUCAGUGAAGAAAAGGACACAGAAGAAGCUGGGAAGGUGAACAGAAAGGGGAAUAGAUGACGGGAGGAUACUAUUUCCACAGAGACGUGCUGCCGUUUGUGGCCAUGAUCAGCUUGAACAUCAUCAACGUUGGGAUCAACACGCUCUUCAAGGCUGCAACCAUGGAGGGGAUGAACAACAAUGUCUUCGUCGCCUAUGACUAUGCCAUCGCUUCUCUUGUUCUUCUUCCUGCUCCUUUCCUCUCCAAAAGGUCGAGUGUUCUUCCUCCUUUGAGCUCCUCAGUUGUGUGCAAAAUUGGCCUCCUCGGACUCAUAGGGAGUUCAUCUCAAAUCAUGGUGUACACUGGAAUCAACUACAGUUCUCCAACUCUUGCGUCCGCCAUUGGCAAUCUCACUCCAGCUUUUACUUUCCUGUUUGCCGUCAUUUGCAGGAUGGAAAGAGUUGCGAUUAGAAGAUCAUCCAGCCAGGCCAAAAUCCUAGGCACCAUAGUGGCAAUAGCAGGUGCAUUUGUGGUGACCCUCUAUAAGGGUCCCCCCAUUUUCGCGUCAGAAUCUCCAUCACCAACUAAACUGAAUUAUCAAUCAUCCCUUCUUCAGUCAUCAACAACAACUACGCAAGAACAUUGGGUACUUGGUGGGAUGUGUCUCACCGUGAAGUAUAUACUUGACCCUUUGUGGUACAUUGUAGUGACACAGAUAAUGAAGGAGUACCCUGCUGAAUUCACGGUGAUCUUCUUCUACAACGUGAUUGUCUGCAUCAUAACAUCAGUUUUUGCACUGAUCACUGAAGGAACAUCGUCCAGUGCCUGGAUAUUCAGCAGUAGCACAGCAAUAGCAUCGGUUUUAUGCUCGGGAGUGUUUGGAUCGUGCUUGAGCAAUGGUGUAGAUGCAUGGGUGCUGCGGCUCAAGGGGCCAGUAUUUGUGUCGUCGUUCAAACCAUUUGCGAUGAUUGUAGCUGUUGCCAUGGGAGUUACGCUUCUGGGUGAUAUUCUGCAUCUAGGGAGCCUGAUUGGAGCAACAACCAUUGCAAUUGGGUUCUACAUGCUGAUGUGGGGAAAGGCCAAAGAGGAAGCUGAUGACACCAUCCCACAACAGAACCCUCACCAUAUCAGUAGCACCCUCGAACCUCACUCCAACGAGAAGGUACCUUUACUGCAAAAGCUGAGCCAGUGGUGAAUCACCAUUCAAGUUGAAGUGAAAAACUGCAGCAGAAGCUGCUAAUUUGGUGCGCACCCAUCUGCAUUCCAAGAGUAAUUGCGCAAUGGAGGGUAUUUGACAGCAUAGUAUAUAAUCUGCAAGCCAAUUUGUACCUAAGUAAGCCAAUAAUCGAAAUUUGAAGGGAAUCGAGUGUAACUCUUCCCUGUGUUGCAGAAGGGCCAGGUAAGAAGGAACUGACCUGGUAGAAGUGUGAAAUACCUUUGCCAUGGCCGCCUGAAUAGUUCGUUUUGAACUGGACAAACGUCAAACGAGAGAGAGUGAAUGCUAGAGGGUAGAGCCGAGCCGGCUGCUUAAUGGGCCGGGCAGUACAAAUCGUAGUUUACGUUCCCUUACAUUUCGAAACUAUGUUUAUGAUAAAAGUUGUAUUCCUUAAAAAUUUAUGCGAAAUAAAAAAAAAUCAUGUCG
This is a messenger RNA of Linum trigynum, 1695 nucleotides long. NCBI's taxonomy places the organism in Eukaryota, Viridiplantae, Streptophyta, Magnoliopsida, Malpighiales, Linaceae. The record is from the annotation of a GenBank genome assembly.